Molecule: messenger RNA, 1052 nt
Organism: Ornithorhynchus anatinus (platypus)
Lineage: Eukaryota; Metazoa; Chordata; Mammalia; Monotremata; Ornithorhynchidae
Gene: IGFBP6
Product: insulin like growth factor binding protein 6
Exons: 4
Coding region: 194-853 (219 amino acids)
Biological process (GO): regulation of insulin-like growth factor receptor signaling pathway
Cellular component (GO): extracellular region
Molecular function (GO): insulin-like growth factor I binding; fibronectin binding; insulin-like growth factor II binding
Source: RefSeq, a predicted model, not a curated record
CCCACCCAGUUCGGGGGAUGCCCCGGCCCCCCCGCCCCCCUUCACCUGGUUCUUAAGGAGUGGGGCGGCAGAGACGGUGUCUCUCUCCGGGCGGCUCCGGGCAGGCCGGGACAUCAUCGUCGUCGGGACGUCGUCGUCGUCGUCGUCGUCGUCGUCGUCGUCGUCGUCGUCGUCGGGACAUCGUCGUCGGGACAUGCCCCCGCCGUGGGUCCUUCCCCUGUGGCUGGCGCUGGCGCUGGCGGGCCGGGCGCUGGGCACCCUGGCCCCGUGCCCGGCCUGCGGGCAGGGUUGCCCGCCCUCGGGGGGCUGCCGGGGAGGCGAGGAAGCGGGCGAGUGCGGCUGCCCGCGGAGGCUGGGCGAGCCCUGCGGGGUCUACACGCCCAGCUGCGCCCCCGGCCUGCAGUGCCAGCCCCCGACCCACGACGGGGCGCCCCUUCGAGCCCUGCUCCUGGGGAGGGGCCGCUGCCAGGCCGCACAGAGGAGGGGCUCCGCUCCUCCAGGAGAGGGGCCCGAGCCCACCAGGCCUCAGGACGAGGGGGGAGACCGGGCCAGGGAGGCGGCGCCCGGAGGAGGAGGAGGAGCCGGGACUUCGGGGGACAAGGACCCCGAGAUGGGUCCGUGCCGCCGCCAUCUGGACGCGGUGCUGCGCCGGCUCCAGGCCGCCGUCUUCCGCGGGGGAGAUAUCUACAUCCCCAACUGCGACCACCGCGGACACUACCGCCGGAGACAGUGUAAAUCUUCCACGGGACAGCGUCGAGGCCCAUGUUGGUGUGUGGACCGGAAGGGUCAGCCUCUCCCCAGUCCGGCGGGCCCCGACAGCCCCUCCCCGUGCCCGCCGGGACCCUCCAGCUGAGAGGGGGGGCCGGGGGGGCCGGCGGCAGGGCGUGCGGGUCUCCCCCCUCCCCACGGCCGGGGGCACCUCCUGGCAGAGCUGUGGCGAAGGGCCCGCGUGAGUUAUUUAUUGCCAGAAGAGGGGUCCUGAUUGUACUCUCCCAAGCGCUUAGUACAGCGCUUUGCACACCGUAAGCACUCAAUAAAUACGAUCGACUGAA